Molecule: messenger RNA, 3793 nt
Organism: Asterias rubens (European starfish)
Lineage: Eukaryota; Metazoa; Echinodermata; Asteroidea; Forcipulatida; Asteriidae
Product: coiled-coil domain-containing protein 33-like
Exons: 23
Coding region: 175-3270 (1031 amino acids)
Cellular component (GO): peroxisome
Source: RefSeq, a predicted model, not a curated record
ACAGCAGCGAGCGCUCAAUGUGAACUUUUUAUCAUCAAAGUUGUCGAAGUUUUGCUGUAAAUUGUGGUUGCUUGUCGGCUUGAACAUUAAUUGACAACAUCAUUAAUGUCUUGACACACCAUACAUAUGAUUCUUGUCACGGGAAAUGCUUUAGGUUGUAGAAUGUAAAUAACAAUGGUGUUAAAGAUUGAGGAAAGAGCCAUUCUGUUCAAGUUUGUGUCGCGGGACUGCACGUUCAACGUACCUGGCAGUUACUACUUGAAGUUAUCUAUACAGUGCAAAGCACAGGAGGCGAAAGCCUUGCUGAAAAAGGUGAAAGUUUGGCCUGAUGAUGAUGAAGACCUGUCAAUAGAGGGCCUUUCCACAGUAACCAGCACAGUUGAUGUAACAGACACAAACAAAAACCUGCCGCAAAAGUUCACAGACAACUGCUUUACAUUCCACCUUCCGAAAGGGCUUUGCUCCCCCGCCAAACAUGACAUCGUCCUCCUUGUCCAAGUCUUCUCCUACACCGAAAACGACAGCCAUGACGAUAAAAACCCGAAUAUCGGCCAGGCAACAUUCACCGUCUACCCUCGUACGAGCACCCCCUUCGUCAAGCAGCAAGCCCAGGAAGGAGAGACCCUGUAUAGGUACAGGGGAACCCUCAACCUUAGGAGGGCUCUCAAUGAAGAUGGGCUUGUGGUGCUCGGAGGUCGACUGAACUACUCGCUGAGUCUUAAAAUGGCGGAUGAGGAACCGGAGCCUGAGCCACCACCAGAGUCUCCACCCCUUGAGGUUCCACCAGAAGGCGCUGAUCCUCACCCAGUGGUACCAGUCGAGGACUCACCACCCUUACUGAGGCCAAAGACAUUGUCUGUACCUACAAAGAACCCUCCAAGAGUGGCCGGGCAGCCCAGAAAGGACAGAAAUCCACGCCGAGGAUCGGAACUCCUGCGUCAGAACCAUGUAUCAAAACCAGGCAAGGAAGAAUUGGUGAUGAUCAUCCAUGCUGCUACGGAUCUACCUCGUUUACCAGAUGGCUCAACGCCAAGGGCGUAUGUAGCUGGGAUCGUUGACGAUUCAUCCAGUGAGGAAACCCAGUCCUUUCUGUGUACUACACACGCAGCUCACUCAGCUAGCAUGAACCCUACAUGGGAAGAAGCUAUCACUAUUACUGUCCCAUUGGAGGAGGAGUCUGGGGACCAGACGGUGCAUGAAGUCACUCUUCAAGUGAUCCAUGAGCCGACUAGAUCUCCAGUGAUUGAAUACAAACUUCCAGUUUAUCAACUUCAGCCCUUCCAUCAAUACCAUCUGGAUCUUGUUCAGGACGAGACCCACCUUUUUGUCUCGAUUCUGAGGAGAAAGUCUCGGCUGCUGCGAUUGGACGAUAGUUUGCUUCAAUCCCAAGAUGCAUUGGGCUUCCAUGGGUUGGAAGUGCUGUUGCUAGGGGUGGAGGAAUCUUUAGCCAAUCCCAUCGGGCCUCUCAUAGCUGUAGCCAGACUGCUUCCAGACCUCUUCACUUAUAGACAGCAGACGGCUGAGCAUAAUCUUCAAGCUCAGAAUGUGGUUCCCUUAACAGUGGAGUUUCCCGAUCCGCACCCCUCAUCGUUCCUCUUACCCCAACUGGGGACCAAGAAUAGCCAACCACAGGUGAGCUUGGUUGGUCACCCAGAGGAGCAGCCUACAUGGCAUCAUUCAUUCCUCUUCACUCAACCCAGGGAGCUAGCGUCACUCUUUACUGACAUUGCCGCUCUCGCACUGCAGUUCUAUCCUGCAACAAACGCCUUUAUGGGUGACUCCUGGGCACUUCACACCCCAUCAGCGUACUGUGCUCAGCUUCUUGAUACCCGGGUGUACCAAGCCCUAAGAAGUGAUCGAGGAAGACUGGGAAUACGGAUCAGCUUACCACUCCAGGGAAGCGGUCUGAAAUCAAGAGAGGCCAAAACACCUUGGGUGUCGAUAGUGAUUCGGCUCAUUACGUCAACGAAACCAGAUUCUCUGGCUACUGCCAGCGAUCUGCAGACUCUGCCGACUCUACCAACCUUCCUGGAGCAUGAGGUGAAGUCCCCCGAGCCAACAGUUGUACCCAUCUCACCCUCACCUACACCAUCCCCUCCUCCGAGGGCCACGCCCUCACCACCGAUGCCUGCUAGCACCCCUCUACCCGUGCCUCUGUACCCACCAAGGCAACAGAAACCAAGACGAUAUAAGGUCAUCAGUGAUGAUGAGCUGCCAUCCCACGAUGCCAUUCAGAACUUGUUGCCAUCACAUAAAGGACGUCACGCUCCGACCAGGAAUUCUGAUAACGGUUUGAUCCCGACCAGACUGCCACCAAGCCCGGAUCUCUACCAAUUUCGAGACAAGAAAUCCAAGCCAAAUUCAGCCCCAACGGAUGGAACAGACAAAUACACCUUGAGCUUAAUGGACGCUCAGCAGAAAGAGAUCAAUAGUUAUAGAGAAGCACUCAAGAGGAUGGGGGAGGAGAUUGUUCACAUGCAAGAACAGAUCGCCCGGCUUGAAACUGAUAACAGCAAGUUACGUCAACGCAUCAAUAUGUAUGAAGAUUCAGCUAAAGCAAUGGUUGGUGCAGACGACUUGGAUGAAGUCACAAAGGCAGAACUCCUGGAGAAAUACAUGGUCAUAAGACAGAAACUUGCAAGGCAAGUAUCGGAGACGACAAACUACCGAGACAAACUUCUUCAGCUUCAAAAUGACAUGAUCAAGCAGAAUGACCGUGAGCAGCUGUACCUGAAUCAGCAACACUCUGCCUCGGAUCAGGGACGAGCGUUACAAGAGAAACAGGUGAAGAUUAAGAAACUAGAGAGGACGUGUCGAGAGCAAGAAAAGGCUUUGGAGAAGAUGGAGAAACUAUUGAUGAGUAAACGACCAAGGAAUGACAAGCAAGAAGAUGCGAGGAGGCAGCAGGUAGAACAGAUUGCAUCUGAGAACUCUAAACUCAAGGCACAAAUUGAACAAAUACGGGCCGACUCAGCCUCCAAGACCUCAAAAAACAACGAAGGAGAGAAACUAAUGCUGCACCUGCAGCUUGAGAAGGCAAAGAGUAGGGUGCAGUCUCUGGAGAGAGAGUUGACGGAGAAGGCGCGUGAAUGGGGCAAACAGAAGGAAGGCUUACGAUUACGCAUGGGUGAACAACACCAUAGUUACAACCAGAGGGCGCUACCACCGUUGCAUAGAGACAGAGGCUACAAUUACAGUGAGGAAGACAUGGACCUCAGUUACAAGGCGUUGAGGCAAAACUCACCCAAUAUCCCACAUCGUUUCUACUGAUAAAGGGCUUAAAGUCCAGAGAAUACCUACACAUCUCAAAGUGAAAUAAAAAGAGUUUACAAGAAAAUAAUUGGCAUUUGUUGAUAAAAUCAACAACUCUUAAUGGUCAGUCUUUUGAAAUAAGAGUAAUGUUAUGGUUUUUGCGCGGGAUGCUUUUGUAUUUACCGUAUUUUUGUGCGUAAAUGGCGCGGCUUAUCUGUAGCUGUCCUUAAACUAUGAAGUCUCUUAUUUAUGUUUUAAACCACAGGGGGAAACUGACUGGGUAAAACUUUUAAAUAGUUUUUGGUAAAACGAAGACAAAGUUUUGGGAGCAGGUCUUCAAACAACGACCUCCAGAUUAAGGUGCCAGUGAUCACUACCAACAAAAAGUAUGGAGGCAAAAUCAAAAGUUUUCAAGAAAUGCCUUAAGAACUUUACUCUGACACAAUAUUUUUACAGAUACAUUAUCAUUCUGGUUUGAACAAAGAAUAAUUAAAGGCAGUGGACACUAUUGGAUAUUACUCAAAAUAAUUAUUAGCAUAAA